This is a messenger RNA of Salvia miltiorrhiza (redroot sage), 1279 nucleotides long. RefSeq names its product leucine-rich repeat protein 1-like. Bases 408 to 1061 code for a protein of 217 amino acids. Lineage: Eukaryota; Viridiplantae; Streptophyta; Magnoliopsida; Lamiales; Lamiaceae. The record is from RefSeq and is a predicted model, not a curated record. Gene Ontology annotation, molecular function: protein binding. The transcript is spliced from 6 exons.
AUUCAUUUAUAUGAAUUCAAAAGAAUUUACAAAAAAAAAAAAUAUUGAAAAUUGGUGAAGUUACCUGCAAAUGACCAUUUAUUUAAUGAUGUCCGUAAAAGGAAAAAAUUAAAAUAAACUACAGCACUAUGCCACUCUAUAACAAAAAGAAAUGCGGAAUUGAUAUUUUUCGCAAUUUUUGUUUUUCUUGUUUUCUACCAUUCCCAAAACCGAUUCUCCACUAACAAUUUCCUUCUCUUACAUCAAUCAAUCAGUCAAUCACUCAGCAGACUACCAAGUCUUCAGAGAGCAAGAGAGAGAAUCCCCCAAAAUUGAACUGCAAAGGAGGAGGGGAGAAUAACAGAAGAUUGAGCUAGAAAUCUACUAUUGAAAGAAACAGAGCGUAGUUCAAACCGACGGCGAGAGCUAUGGCGGGGAGAGAUUUACUGGUGGUUUGGGCCCUAGCUAUGGUGUCCUCGUCGCUGCUUCUGCCGCAAGCUCGCGGCAAUUCGGAGGGGGACGCGCUCCACGCGCUUCGUCGGAGCUUGACCGACCCUGACAACGUGCUCCAGAGCUGGGAUCCGAACCUUGUGAACCCCUGCACCUGGUUCCACAUCACCUGCAACCAGGACAACCGCGUCACUCGCGUGGAUCUUGGCAACUCGAAUUUGUCUGGCCAUCUUGUGCCUGAGCUUGGGAAACUUGAAUAUCUCCAGUAUCUGGAACUGUACAAAAAUAACAUCCAAGGAGAAAUUCCUGCUGAGCUGGGUAACUUGAAGAGCUUAAUAAGUCUGGAUCUAUACAACAAUAAUAUCUCAGGGAAAAUUCCUCCAUCACUGGGAAAUCUGAAAUCCCUCGUCUUUCUACGUCUUAAUGAUAAUCAGCUACAUGGACCAAUCCCAAGGACACUUGCUGGUAUAUCUACCUUGAAAGUUGUUGAUGUCUCCAAUAACAAUUUGUGUGGUACAAUACCGUCCAGUGGUCCAUUUGAGCACAUCCCUUUGAACAACUUCGAGAACAACCCCCGACUCGAAGGUCCGGAGCUGCAGGGACUUGCAAGUUAUGACACAAACUGCUCUUAAUCAACUGAUACGAGACACAGAAGUUUGCAGUAACAUAUCCUGGAUGGUGCUUUUUCCUUCUUAAAAAUAUAUGUAUAAGUUGGAGUGUGUUUUGGUAAGAUGCCUAGUCUUGUAAGCUUGUUUAUAUUUUCCGUUGUAGGUGACGGCAAUAAACCGUGGUAAUUCAUGAAUAUCUGUAAUUGGAACUAUAAUUUAUCAUGUAUUUUUUCCUUACUCUA